Strongylocentrotus purpuratus (purple sea urchin) is the source of this 2961-nucleotide messenger RNA. RefSeq lists its product as uncharacterized. Gene Ontology annotation, biological process: DNA integration. The transcript has 3 exons. The coding region runs from base 1 to 1938 and encodes 645 amino acids. NCBI's taxonomy places the organism in Eukaryota, Metazoa, Echinodermata, Echinoidea, Camarodonta, Strongylocentrotidae. Gene Ontology annotation, molecular function: nucleic acid binding. The record is from RefSeq and is a predicted model, not a curated record.
AUGGAUUGGGAUCAUCCCGUUCCUGACUAUCUUCGGACAAGAUGGGAAAUAUGGAGACAGGAGAUCCUGAAGCUAGAAACUGCAAAGAUUCCUCGCUGCUUCCAGCCCAAAGAUUUCGGAGAGGCUGAGGAAAUUACGAAAUCAAAGGGGACAAGUCCACUGCUCUCUUGCCAUGGCAAAGGCGAGAGUAGCACCGCUCAGCAGUCUACUACCGUCCCCAGACUGGAGCUUCAGGCAGCAACCUUAUCUGCCAAGGUUGCAAAAAUACUGAAUAAGGAGCUAGACUACAGCUCAGUCAAGAAUAUCUUCUGGACCGACUCCAAGGUUGUUCUGGGUUACCUGUACAACCAGUCUAAGCGCUUCCACAUGUUCGUUGCGAACAGAGUGGAUUGUAUUCUGAGAACCACAAGUUGUAGUCAGUGGAAUUAUGUUACUAGCGGUGAUAAUCCAGCUGACUACGCAUCACGUGGACUGACAACAGAGGAACUUCUUUCGUCAAACUGGUUAGGAGGACCAGACUUCCUUUGGGAAAGUGAAGUUGCUAAGCAAGAUGUCACACUAGAGGUUUCUCCUGACGACGUUGAAGUGAAGUCUUCGACAGUACAUACAGUAAUGUCAAAGACCAAGAUUUCAACCUUUACGUCAUUUGAAGAUAGGUUGAACCGCUUCGCCAUGUUGGACAGCGCUAUUAGAGCGGUAGCUGUACUAGUGAGGUGUUGUUACAGGCGCAAGGGACAUGACAUAGAUGAUGUUGAGAUCAAAAGAGUCGCUGAGAGAAAUCUCCUGCAUGCUGUCCAGAAAGAAGCCUUCUGUGAUGAAAGACAGCAAAUCAAAUCUGACAAACAUGCUGUGUCAAAAUCUAGCCGCCUGAGUCAAUUAGAUCCAUUUCUUGACAAACAAGACCUCCUACGGGUGGGAGGACGCAUGAAGAGGUCUGAAAUGGUGUAUGGAGUUAAGCACCCUAUUAUCCUUCCGAAGGGUAGUAGACUUUCCAUGCUUGUCGCACUUCACUAUCAUGCGAAGAUUUCUCACCAAGGUAGAAAUAUGACCAUCAACGCAAUCAGAUCAAGUGGAUACUGGAUCAUCGGUUGCAGAAGCAUUGUCUCAUCUCUGAUCGGCACAUGCACCCAUUGCAUUAGACUAAGAGGCAAGUUGGGUGGACAGAAGAUGGCUGACCUUCCAUGUGAACGACUUGAGCCAUCGCCCCCUUUCACUUAUUGCGGUCUGGACUGUUUUGGUCCAUUUGUAAUCAAAGAAGGGCGCAAAGAGCUCAAGCGCUAUGGCCUCAUCCUGACAUGCAUGGCAAUGAGAGCCAUUCAUGUGGAAGUAUUGGAUGACAUGUCAUCCGAUGCAUUCAUCAACGGACUGAGAUGUUUCAUUGCUAUUCGAGGAAACGUAAGGCGGAUUCAGUGUGACCAGGGCUCCAAUUUUGUUGGAGCCAAGCAUGAACUGAAACAAGCUCUCCGUGAGAUGGAUGCGGACCAUGUCGCCCGCAAUCUUCUGGAGCAGAACUGUGAGUUCAAAAUGAAUCCUCCUUCCUCUAGCCAUAUGGGAGGUGUAUGGGAGAGACAAAUCAGAAAUGUGCGCAAUGUUCUCAAUGGAUUAUUGGAACAGUGCGGAACGCAGUUGAAUGUCUCCUCUCUACGGACAUUUCUCUAUGAGGCCAUGGCUAUCGUAAACAGCCGUCCAUUGAGUGUGGAUGACCUGGAAAGUCCUGAUGGUCCUCUUCCGUUGACUCCCAAUCAUGUUCUGACCAUGAAAUCCGGUCUUAUACUGCCUCCACCUGGAAGCUUUGAAAGGGAGGACAUCUAUCUCCGCAAAAGAUGGCGUCGAGUCCAAUACUUGACACAGUUGUUCUGGACACGAUGGCAGAAGGAGUACCUGCACACGCUUCAACCAAGAAAACUUGGACUGAAAAGAAGACCAAUGUGCACGUAGACGACAUAGUACUCUUGAAAGAUGAAGCCAUUUGUCGGACAGAUUGGAGAGUUGCGAGAGUCAUGGAAACAAUGUCCAGUGAUGAUGGUCUAGUCCGGAAGGUGCGACUUCUCAUGGCGACCCCAGACUUGGACAAAAAAGGUAAGCCAGUAAAUAAGAGGACAACUCUUGAAAGGCCAGUACACAAACUGGUAGUUUUGAUCCGCAGCACCGACAAGGCGAUUGAAGACUAAGCUUGACUUUAAUAGCUGACAUUCACUUUUACCCAGACAAAUGGCUUUGACUAACCUGGACUUUCAUCCUGCCCUGACAUUCUAAGAAAUAUUUUCUCAAUUGGGGAAGACCAUUUGUAUUUAUAAAUUUUGCAAGUCGGUCAAUUCCUUGUUUUGUUUCAAAUAGAUAGUUUUGUUGUUUGAAAAAUCAGUUAGAUGAUUUGGGUGGGAGUGUGGCUGCCGCCAGAAUUUGUCAUUAGUAUUUUUAAUUUUUGUUCAUAGCACCACCUAUUUUACAUGUGCAUCGCCCUUUAAGUAAUUUCUCUUUGUUAUUUAAGAAAGAUUUACAGCGCAUGCCUAGCGCGGGUCAAUGUCAAUAAAAGGCCUACAAACACAUUUUUAGUACGCACGAGAAAAUAGUUCCAUACAUUCAAGCAUAAGAAAUAAGUUAUUAUCAUUAAUUAUGUACUGAAAUGUAAAGUAAUGUUCAUUGAAAUGCGAAUAACAUUAGUAAAUUCUGUCAAAACUAAAUCGUUGGUCGUUUUAAGUAAAUUCCAGUUGGACAAAUUAUUUGAUAUCCGUGUGCCGAUAAGUUCGGUGAACGCGUUGACCCUUGGCUUUUCUGAAUUACGACCUGGCCCAAGCAAUACGUGUUUUGUGGGGUCUUCAAAAAACGCCAAGUUUCAAGGUAUAUUUUGCUGCCCAAGGAUGGAAAAGUCCUGCCAACGAGUUUUCACGGCACUGUUCAUCACUGUUACUUUGUUUUGACAAUCGUUAAGUCAAAUAAAGACAUUCGUCACCAGAAAAUGAA